Messenger RNA from Asterias rubens (European starfish), 1608 nucleotides. RefSeq lists its product as uncharacterized. The record is from RefSeq and is a predicted model, not a curated record. Lineage: Eukaryota; Metazoa; Echinodermata; Asteroidea; Forcipulatida; Asteriidae. The coding region runs from base 176 to 1180 and encodes 334 amino acids. The transcript is spliced from 2 exons.
UCAUGCAUCGAGACUAGACAGAAAAUGUGCCGUGUGCUUGAGUCUUCUAUGGAACGCCGAUGGGGCAGUAGUCAGUGAAUUUUCUAAUGCGGUUCCGAGGUAUCUUAACAGCCGUCUGUGCGGUAUCCUGUCGUCUCUGUGCAUAAUCCUAUGCCUUGGACUGUCUCUCGUCAUCAUGUUCCUCUACAUCUAUAACUUCUGGGGAAGUAGCGAGAAUCUGACACACUUUGUAUCCUUCAUGACGUAUGUUGUCGUUCUCGCUGGUAUCAGCCUGGUGUGUACGGUAUUUAACGCCAUGUCAUGGACACCAGUGAAAGAUGGUUCCUGGUGUGAGGUGUUUCAUUUGGACUACACAGCAAGGCGGUUGCGCUGCCUGGCUGGUCGCAGAUUCCCGCUACCUGAAGCUUUGUUUCUUUCCCUCAUCAUUGUGUGGGUUUUUGUCAACAACUCAAUGCAGGCAGUGAAUCUUGCCCAAUACCUGACAAAACCAGCCAACGCUACACCCAAAGUCAUCGUCGACAUGUCUCUGAAUGACCCAAUUCCUGGUGAUAUCUUCAGAUUUUUAAAAAACAUAAUGGAUUUCAUCAUUUCGCUGGUUGGGCUUCCGCUGUUCGCUUCAUUUUGGUUCUACAUCUUGGUCAUGCGGAGGGCCCUGGCUGCAGAGUUGAACCUAGUCCUGAUCUUUAUCAAACGCAACGAGGGGAACCUGGUUCAGUGCAGGCGACGCAUUGCCGAGAUUAACCGAGAAUUCGGUCUCCUUCGAGAGGUCCUCGCUGUCCUGGUGCCGUUCGUUAUGGCCUCAUCCGUGCUGGGACUCACCGUCCACAUCACAUGGAACUACGACGUCUACAGCAACCCAAUGAAGAACAUCGCACGGGAGAAUUUACUCAUCAACAUCUUCAUCUUCAGUGAGAAGCUUAUGCUCCUCAUCAUUCCACUUCUCGCCGUUGGGAAUGUCAGCAUCGACUAUGUCUGGUCACAGUUUAUGUACGCCCUCUCGCGGCAGAGAAGUUUCGACAACGAAAAGUUCUGGGAUCAGCUGUUGAGUUAUGCUGUCGAGAUAAACACCGAAUGUAAAGGGCAUCACGUCAUGCUGUUUCUGGCCGUAAUUAGCUUGUACCUUGGUAGGAAUAUCACUGACCAGAAACUUGACUAUCGAGGCAUCGGCCGGGCAUUGUAACUUUGUUUUGAUCUUGGAUCAGCACUAUUAUGGUCAGUAUGGUUUGAGAAUGCAUGACCAACAACGCAGAUGAUGGCUAGGAACUAAAAUGGUGAUGUCCAAGGGAAUUUCUUCUGCCGGAGAUUCGGUCCCCCACAUUUCAAAAGAGGGCGCUACCAGAAGAAGUUUUAUCAUAAUUAUUUUACCAAGGGUACAUAAUCUCCGGGGACAUAAACCUCAACCACAUCGUCCACGGCACCAUUUUGCUAUCAUAGAUCAGCAAUGGUUAGUAGUUUGAGGCACAAGUCACCAAUAACGCAUAUGUGUCGGCUAGAACUCAAAGGGUCACGGUAGUCCAAGGGAAUUCCGUCUGCCGGUGAUUCUGCCCCCCCCCCCAUAAUUAUGGGAAAUUGACAUGGGGUGGAGGAGGAUGGUUCAAAAGAGGGCGA